AUGUCACUCGGCUAUGGCCAACAUCUCAUUGAUGGAUUAUACUCAAUGUCAAAGCUGAUGGUGGUGUUGAUUUUGUCCCCCCUGGUGCUUUAUACAAUAUAUCUCGUCAAUCGAUAUCUCAGCAGUCGCGCAUUGAAUAAUGGUGUCACCGCUAGCUUCGACUGGUCAAAAGAGAUUGUGCUCGUCACGGGAGGCUCGGAUGGCAUCGGGGCCGCAAGUGUCCAAAAGUUGGCCAAACGCGGGACAACUGUCGUCGUGCUGGACAUUCGCCCCUUGCAGUACGAUGCGCCCAAGAAUGUGCAUUACUAUCGCUGUGACUUGACUAAGGAAUCAGAGCUGCAAGCGGUGGCUGAGCGUCUUCGUGGCGAGAUCGGAGAUCCCACGUGUGUGGUUGCCAACGCAGGUCUCUGUCGCGGCAAGCCUUUGCUGCAUGCUACGCCACGAGACAUUGAAUUAACAUUCGCAGUUAAUAACCUGGCUUUGAUAUGGACGGCAAAGACGUUUCUGCCCUCCAUGGUCAAGAACAACCACGGCCAUUUCUUGAUCAUGGCCUCGCAAACAGCUCACCUUGCCACUGCCGGGAUUGUAGACUAUGCAGCGACCAAGUCCGCUGCACUUGCAAUCUACGAAGGCCUCCAAACUGAAUUGCGACAUGUCUACAAGGCACCUGCGGUACGGAUGUCAUGUCUUUCGCCUUCGGCGGUCAAGACUAAGAUGUUCGAAGGAAUUCAGAUGCCUGCCUCUGUAACGCUCUUGAAACCUUCUGAUAUCGCCGAGGUUGUUGCUGAGACUCUGUGGAGUGGAAAGGCGCAGAAUAGAAUGACUCCCAGCUUGGCUUAUAUCUCGCCUCCCACACGGGCGCUGCCGGAUUGGAUGAGAGUUGGGUUCCAAGAUCUUGGUAAAGACGCCAUGUCUGCUCUUUCACCCCAUCACCCGAUGGAUGAGGCGCAGUAA
Molecule: messenger RNA, 954 nt
Organism: Penicillium diatomitis
Lineage: Eukaryota; Fungi; Ascomycota; Eurotiomycetes; Eurotiales; Aspergillaceae
Product: SDR family oxidoreductase
Exons: 4
Coding region: 1-954 (317 amino acids)
Molecular function (GO): oxidoreductase activity, acting on the CH-OH group of donors, NAD or NADP as acceptor
Source: RefSeq, a predicted model, not a curated record